Messenger RNA from Aegilops tauschii subsp. strangulata, 740 nucleotides. Its product is annotated as zinc finger protein ZAT7-like. Lineage: Eukaryota; Viridiplantae; Streptophyta; Magnoliopsida; Poales; Poaceae. The record is from RefSeq and is a predicted model, not a curated record.
CCGAGUCACUGAAUCCAUUCCAACUCUAAUCUCCUCCAUCGUUUCGGACAUACUUUUGUUGAUCGAGCUCAUAUCCGACUAGCUGCAGAUGGUUUCGUCGAUGCGGCAGUACAGAGAUGAGGCCGGUGCUUCCUCGUCCCUCUCCCUCUCGCUGUCCCUUGGCGCCGUGGCCGACCACAGCAAGAAGAUGCGCCGCGGCGGCGCGGAAGGCGAGUUCGUGUGCAAGACGUGCGGCCGCUCGUUCCCGUCGUUCCAGGCGCUGGGCGGGCACCGGACCAGCCACCUCCGCGGCCGCAACGGGCUCGCGCUCGGCCUCGCUGCCGGGACCGAUCAGCCGGCGACCAAGAAGACCGCGGACCAGAAGCAGGCGCACAAGUGCCACGUCUGCGGGCUAGAGUUUGAGAUGGGGCAGGCGCUCGGGGGACAUAUGCGCCGGCACCGCGAGCACGGGGCCGCCACCACGGCCCAGGCACCGCCGGUUCUGCUCCAGCUCUUCGUCUAGCUAGCUAGCGUUUCAUUGGUUUCUCUAUAGCUGGUUCGAUAUAGGUAGGCACCCAGUGCAGGUUUACUGGUUCUUCUGUGUGCGCGAUUGGAUUUGUACAUUUGCUGCACACUAGUAGGUGUUGAUCCUUGUUUCAUUCUCUCAUUUUUAUGAUUAUGUACAUAUUUAGGACUUGUUCGUUCGUUGAUUACAGAGACUACAUAUAUGUUACAUUGAUUUGUUCGUUAUUCUGUUCUAA